Molecule: messenger RNA, 888 nt
Organism: Papilio machaon (common yellow swallowtail)
Lineage: Eukaryota; Metazoa; Arthropoda; Insecta; Lepidoptera; Papilionidae
Exons: 1
Coding region: 1-888 (295 amino acids)
Source: RefSeq, a predicted model, not a curated record
AUGAAGAGGUUAGAUAGUCAAGUGAUCGAGACGUAUGACAAAGUUCUCAAAGAUCAAUUAGAUAAAGGCAUAAUAGAGACAAUUGAGGAUCUUUGGGUCGAGCUUGAACAACCAGUGUAUUAUAUGCAUCAUCACUGCGUAUUACGAGAAGGAAAGUCUACUGACCUGCGUAUCGUUUACGAUGCCUCGUCUAAAACGAGAGAAAAGGAUAGUCUGAACGAUUGCCUUUAUAGGGGACCACUAAUGCUUGAAGAUCUAACCGGCUUAUUGAUCAGAUUCCGAGAGAACAAAGUAGGAAUUGUUGCAGACGUAGAAAAGACCUUUCUACAAAUUGGCUUACAGCACCCGGAUAGAGACGUUACUAGAUUUUUAUGGUACAAGGAUUUGACAAAAGAUAUUUCCGUGAGCAAUAUUCAACAUUAUAGAUUUUGUCGUGUUCCGUUCGGCGUCAUAUCAAGUCCCUUCUUGUUAAACGCCACAAUAAAAUAUUAUCUGUCCAAUACUGUUAAUGACCUUAGCAAAAGGAUGUCAGAGGACAUUUAUGUGGACAACCUCGUUACUGGAGCAGAGUCCGUGGCCGAAGCGUACAAUCUAUACAAAACAGCAAGAGAGGUGUUUAAAGGUUUGUCCAUGAAUAUCCGUGAAUGGAAUUCUAAUUCUCAUGAAUUUUUGAUGCGGGUGCCAAAGGAAGGUAUUGAGUGGAACACGCAAGAGGACGUACUAAAACUAAAACCAAAUUUUGAAAUGGCAAAGAAUUUAGAAACAAAAGGAGGAGUAUUGAAAACAACAGCUUCAAUCUACGACCCGUGCGGAUUUGUAGCUCCUAUGAUAUUACCGGCAAAACGUCUGCUACAAGAUUUGUGGAAACUGUUAUUGUUACGAGGAUAA